Messenger RNA from Adineta ricciae, 891 nucleotides. NCBI's taxonomy places the organism in Eukaryota, Metazoa, Rotifera, Eurotatoria, Adinetida, Adinetidae. The record is from the annotation of a GenBank genome assembly.
AUGAGAGUCGAAAUUAUUUUAUUCGUUUUACUUUUCAUCGAUCAAAGUUUCGCAUCCGAAUGGACUUGUACAACACAUCAAAACUCUCUCAGUCGAAUUCUUCUACCGAAUGAUCGAAUUCCCGAACAGUGUACAAUUACAGUUGAAUAUCAAAACCAUCAACAAGAAAAACAAGUUUGUAUUGCACACACAUUGAUAAUCACAAGUUUGCCACCGCCAUCCUUAUCAUCAAACUAUACAAUGCAAACAUUCAAACUCAAUUCAUGUCAAUUGUCUACCCUUGCUCAAUUACCAUUCUCAUUACCGUCAUCAGUUGAAAGACUUGAUCUAAGUUCUAAUUCUUUAUCGACAUUUCUUCUAGCAUUUCCAUUACCGUCAAAUCUGAAAUAUCUUGAUCUUGAUAAUAAUCCAAAUUUGAUUGAGAUUAAUUUCGGUAAUCAUCGUGUUCAACAACAUCUUAUCGGUCUUAGUCUACGACACAAUAAACGAAUUCAACUUUCGUCUUUACCGCCUCAUUUAACUUAUCUUGAUCUAACCGAUUGUGACAUCUUACAAUCGUCGAUUUUACCAUUACUGAUCUCAUUGACUAAAUUGACUCAUUUAUCAUUAGCAAACAAUCAUCUUGAAAGUUUACCUUUAAUUAUUAAUGAAAAUAUUCAACUUGAGUAUCUCAAUGUAUCCAACAAUCGCUUGACGUUUAUCGAAGACCGAUGGUUGCAUCAACAAUUGCGCGUGCUCGAUCUCAGGUCUAAUCGGAUUCAAUCACUUGAAUUUCUUCAAAAUAAAUUCAAAAUCACGUCAACGCUCAAUCAAACGUCAAUAUACACUGAUGAAAAUCAAGAAAACGUACAUGCUGACUUCUUUCCAUCUAAGUGCUAUCAAAUGAUGUAA